Bombyx mori (domestic silkworm) is the source of this 3525-nucleotide messenger RNA. RefSeq names its product putative fatty acyl-CoA reductase CG5065. Lineage: Eukaryota; Metazoa; Arthropoda; Insecta; Lepidoptera; Bombycidae. Bases 1 to 2697 code for a protein of 898 amino acids. Gene Ontology annotation, biological process: long-chain fatty-acyl-CoA metabolic process. Gene Ontology annotation, cellular component: peroxisome. Gene Ontology annotation, molecular function: alcohol-forming very long-chain fatty acyl-CoA reductase (NADP+) activity. The transcript has 21 exons. The record is from RefSeq and is a predicted model, not a curated record.
AUGGCGGGCGGCACACCCUUCUUGCCUCGUUCCCCCAAACAGUACCCAAAAGUGCAAUUCUACGCAUUUCAAGGACAGAUCAGCUCACGACUCGUACCGAGCACUGUACCGUUCACCAUCACUUGUUCGCAGCAUUUUGAUAAUGACGGGUCUAAUCACUCAUGUGCCAACAUCGAUCGUCAUGAUAAUGCACCUAAGAAAUCGAUAAGUGAAUUUUAUAGUGGAAAAUCAGUAUUAGUUACUGGAGGAACGGGCUUUCUAGGAAAGGUGCUGGUUGAGAAGUUAUUAUACGAUACUGACGUGGAAAAAUUAUAUUUGAUGAUUCGAGAAAAAGAUGGCGAAACUAUCGAUCGAAGAAUGGCUGCUCUGCUGAACAAUUCUAUUUUUGAAAGGUUAAAAGUCUUGAAGCCGUCCGCAGUAAACAAAAUAGUGCCUAUAUACGGCGACGUCACACAAACCGACUUGGCCAUGAAAACACAAGACAUUAAAACGUUAACCUCAGAGGUUUCGGUGGUACUUCACGUGGCCGCCAGUGUAAUGUUCAAAGAACCUAUGUCUGUUACCUUGAAUUACAACUAUGAGGGGACGAAGAGGGUACUUAAGUUAUUACGGCAAAUGCAAAAGAUUGAAUCCUUCGUACAUGUUUCCUCUGUAUAUGCACAAGCGCUUGAUGGAGGGAAGAUAGUUAAGGAGACCUUGUACCCGCCGCCGGCUAAUCACAAAGAACUAGAGACCUUCAUAUCGAAGUACGACAACGACAAAGAGGAAACAAAGAAAUUUUUUCAGCAACGUUGUAAUACAUACGCUUAUGGUAAAGCGUUGACGGAGAACUUUGUGGCUGAAAACCAUGGCACAAUACCGACAUGCAUAGUUAGACCAUCUAUGAUUACUUCGAAAGCCGACGAGCCUUUACCUGGGUGGUUAGACAACUGGUACGGACCGGCGCGUCUCUUAUACAACGUAUCUCGUGGAUGGGAUCGUUCGUGCUUCAUUCGAAGAGAAUUCUUAGUUGACAUGAUACCAGUGGACUAUGUCGCGAACCUCUGUAUCGUUGCGGGAGCGAGAAACGACAGUUGUGUCGAUGUCGCGGUAUUCAACAGUUGUACCACAGGAGCGAAUCCAAUAACCUGGGAAGAUGCACAUAAGCGCAUGAUAGAAGUUACAGUUAAGAAUAAAUUGAAUGAUUGGCCAUAUCCAUUUGUGUUAUACACACAGUCAAAGCUACUAUUCUCACUUUAUACGAUGUUUCUGCAGUUAAUUCCUGCAAAAAUAGCGGACGGUUGGCUGUGGGUUACUGGAAGAAGUCCAAAUGCCAACAUCGAUCGUCAUGAUAAUGCACCUAAGAAAUCAAUUAGUGAAUUUUAUAGUGGGAAGUCAGUGCUAGUUACUGGAGGUACGGGCUUUCUGGGAAAGGUGCUGGUUGAGAAGUUAUUAUACGAUACUGACGUGGAAAAAUUAUAUUUGAUGAUUCGAGAAAAGGAUGGCGAAACUAUCGAUCGAAGAAUGGCUGCUCUGCUGAACAAUUCUAUUUUUGGAAAGUUAAAAGCCUUGAAGCCGUCCGCAGUAAGCAAAAUAGUGCCUAUAUAUGGCGACGUCACGCAAACCGACUUGGCCAUGAAAACACAAGACAUUAAAACGUUAACCUCAGAGGUUUCGGUGGUUUUUCAUAUGGCUGCAAGUAUACAGUUCAAAGAACCUAUGUCUGUUACCCUGAAUUACAACUAUGAGGGGACGAAGAGAGUACUUAAGUUAUUACGGCAAAUGCAAAAGAUUGAAUCCUUCGUUCACGUUUCGUCUGUAUAUGCACAAGCGCUUGAUGGAGGGAAGAUAGUUAAGGAGACCUUGUACCCGCCGCCGGCUAAUCACAACGAACUAGAGACCUUCAUAUCGAAGUACGACAACGACGAAGAGGAAACAAAGAAAUUUUUGCAACGACGUUGUAAUACAUACGCUUAUGGUAAAGCGUUGACAGAGGUCUUUGUGGCUGAAAACCAUGGCACGAUACCGACAUGCAUAGUUAGACCAUCUAUGAUUACUUCGAAAGCAGAGCAGCCUUUACCUGGUUGGUUAGACAACUGGUAUGGACCGACGCGCUUCUUAUACAAUGCAUCUCGUGGAUGGGAUCGUUCGUGCUUCAUUCGAAGAGAAUUCUUAGUUGACAUGAUACCAGUGGACUAUGUCGCGAACCUCUGUAUCGUUGCGGGAGCGAGAAACGACAGUUGUGUCGAUGUCGCGGUUUUCAACAGUUGUACCACAGGAGCGAAUCCAUUAACCUGGGCAUAUGCACAUAAGUGCAUGAUAAAAGAUACAGUUAAGAAUAAAUUGAAUGAUCUGCCAUAUCCAUUUGUAUUAUACACACAGUCAAAGCUACUAUACUCAAUUUAUACGAUGCUUCUGCAGUUAAUUCCUGCAAAAAUAGCGGACGGUUGGCUGUGGGUUACUGGAAGGAGAUCAAAGUAUACAAAAACACAGAAGAAAGUAAUACAUUUAAAAGAAACACUGAGUUUUUUUCUGAAGAAUUCAUGGGUAAUUGAAUGCGAAAAUACUAGGAAACUCUUUAGAUCUCUAUCAUUGGAUGAUCAAAAAAAGUUUCCCUGUGACCCCGUUAACAUUAACUGGAGAAAAUACUUAGAAGACUAUCAAAAGGGCAUCGAAAAGUUUUUGUGCCAGGAAAAAGUGGGGCCAAAUAAACCUUAAAAUGUUUGGAUUCCGUUUCUGAAAAAAAAACAUCUUUAUCAUUACCGAAUGUAUGUGUGUUAUCAUAAUUCCAUUAGAUUGUAAUUUAUCUAAUCGUUUAUCAAUUCUAUACUGUCAAUGGUACGCAUCAAAUAAGUGUAACAUAACAUACUUUGUAUACAAACAUAAUUUGUAUUGUCAUUUACAAAUACAAUGGAAAAUUGUCUAAAGAAUAAAGUGGUCAUUGUGACUGGAAGCAGUUCCGGUAUUGGAGAAGCUAUUGCUGUAGAAUUAGUAUCUCAAGGAGCAAAAGUUGCUAUAAUUGGUAGAAGAGAACAUAAACUGAAAUUAGUAGCAGCAAGAUGUGAACUAGUUGGUAAAAAGACAUUGGCAAUCAGGGCAGAUGUGACUAAAGAUGAUGAUAGAAGAAUGAUCAUUAAAAGGACAAUAAAACAUUUUGGGAAGUUAAAUGUGCUUGUGAAUUGUGCUGGUGUAGCCAAAUUCAUCAGUAUUUUGUCCAAUGAAGCAAUUGAAAUGUUUGAUGAAGCUUUGUCCAUCAAUCUUCGAUCCAUUGUGCAUUUGGUUCAUCUUUCGGCUUCAUAUUUGAUUGCAAGUAAAGGAUCCAUUAAUAAUAUUGGAAGUGUUGGAGGUAUCGCUCCGAUAGCGUCUGAGAAAUUUUCUUACUGUAUUUCCAAGGCUGCAUUACAUCAUUUUAAGAAAUGUUUGGCUUUAGAGCUGGCUAGUAAGAAUGUCCGAGUGAAUCUUAUUGCCCCGGGCCCAGUGAGAACAUAUACCAGAUUCAAACCGACCACUUAAGCAUUUUAAAUAAAUAAAAAACAAUGAGAAAUU